ACACUGAACGAGGCACAUGCCCUCCUCGAGAGCAUGGCCACGGCGCUGCUGCGGAUCCGGUCAGACAAGUGGGCCAAGUUUGUGAGCAGCGAGGACAUURCAGUCAUGCUGGAAAAGUUCUUCCAGCAGCAGGAUAUGGUGGAGCUGGUGCUGGGGCUGAGUGCUGCCGGGCAGCCCCUGCCCACCACCUCCUUCCCACCCACCCUGAAGGGCAAAGGRAUCUACUUUGUGAAGAAGAAGGGGGAGAGCAUCACCAACGAGAACUGUCGGAGCGGGCUGCUGGUGGGGGACAUGAGCCCCUCACCCGUGGAGCAGCUCAUCACCGUGCUGCUGGAGGUUGUGUCCCCUCUGCUCCUGAACCAGGACGAGGGGCUGGGCUGGCCCAGGACGGUGGUGGAGGAUAUUGUGCAACACACUCACCAGCUGCAGAACAAGAUGUUCAUGAUGAGUGGGAAGAUACAGGGAAAGCCACUGCUUCCACUGCCAGAGCACCUGGUCAGCUGGGAUGACUCGGGCACCACGGACCGCCUGGAGGGGCCCUUGGAUGGCUCAGUGCUGCACUCCAUCGAGACUGUCAUCAUCGAGUGGUUCCAGCAGGUUGAAGAGAUCUUCAGCCAGGACUCAGCACAGCCACUGCUGGAGGGGCUGAAUCCCCUGCCCAAAGUCGAGUUUGAUUUCUGGCAGACCAGGAUGAUCAGCCUGGAUUGCAUCAAUGAGCAGCUGCUCUCCCCCCAGGUGACCAUGCUGGCCAAGGCACUGGAGAAGGCUGACAGCUGCUACUGGCCAUCCCUGCAGAACAUGUUCAGGACUGUCAGUACUGGUCUGGAGGAAGCCAAUGAUGUCAGCCUCCACCUGCAACCGCUGCAAGCACUGCUGGAUGAGAUAGAGCAAGGGGAAUACUCCCAGGUGCARUCCUUCGUGCCCAAGGUGCUGUGCACUGUCUGCCUGCUCCGGGCUCACUGUGUGUACUACCACUCGCCUGCCAACAUAGCCCGCAUCCUGCAGGAGCUCUGCAACCUCUUCAUCAGCCUGACCAAUAAAUUCCUGAGCCCGGAGGACGUGCUGAAGGGGCUGCAAGGAGAGCCCCAGGAGACCCUGGAGCAAGUCAAAAUGGCCAUCUCCACCUUAGAGAAGUUCUUCCAGUCCUACAGCACCUACUGCUCUGACUUAAUGCCCACAAUGUUCCCGGAACAGCCGGAGCUCUGGGAGUUCCCCCCCACACACAUCUUCAGGAGGUUGGAUGCCUAUGUCAGCAGGCUCAAGACCAUCAAGGAGCUGUUCCAGGCAGCCAUCGACUUCCUGAAACUGGAGAAGACGGUGCUGGGAGGAGUGCGAGGAAAUUUCCUUGGGAGYUGGGUAUUGCAGAUCUCUGAGGACAUGUGUGAGGUCACCAAGACUUUUGCUGACUGCAGAUAUGAUCCCUUGGAUCCUGAUGAAGAGCAAUGGGACAAAGACUUUGCAGAGUUCCAGAAGAAGAUUGAGGAUGCAAACAAGCAGCUGGCUGCCAUCUUCUGCCAGGGCUUUGAUGAUUGCAACCGCCUGUCAUCUGCUGUGAAGCUGGUGCACAUGUUUGCAAACGUGCUGGAGCGACCCCUGAUCAGGGCUGAGGCUUCCCCCUGCUACCUGGCCCUGCUGGGGAUGUUUGAUGCCGAGCUGGAGAGCGUGAAGGCUCUGUACGACACCCGGACGGCGCCCGUGCCGCCCCUCGGGGGUGCCCCRGCCGUCCACAAGAACAUGCCACCCGUGGCUGGCCAGCUGAAAUGGGCUCUGGAGCUGCAGCAGCGCCUGGAGGGGCCACACUCGGACCUGCUGGCCAUCGACCACCCUGCCAUGGUGGGUGCUGAGGCUGAGCUGGUGUCCGCCAAGUACGAGGAAAUGAUGGGGCUGCUGCARAGCUACAGCAAGAGGCUCUAUGAGGAGUGGGCCAGCGGCCCCGGCGAGGUGUGCCACUUCAGCCUGGAGCAGCCCCUGCUGCUCAGGGACCCUGACUCGGGCUUCCUCAGCGUCAACUUCAGCAAAGAGCUCGCUGCCGUCCUGCGCGAGGUGAAAUACCUGAAAAUGCAGCAGCAGCCCGACAUCCCGAGCAACGCUGAGAAACUCUUCGCCCAAAAUGAGACUUUCCAAAAGAUUGGGGACAACUUGGAGCUCAUUGUGGGCUGGUACAAUGAGGUGAAGCGGCUGCUGAUGCCAGUGGAGCGGCCGUUGCUGGCAGAGGAGCUGGAGGCYCUGGACAUCCGUCUGGCCACGGGCGAGCAGACCAUGUUCUGGAACCACGAAGGUGUCAUGGAAUACAUCCAGGAGAUGAGGGAGGUCCUGCAUGACCURCAGAAACGGGUCCAGAGUGCGAAGCUGAACCUGGAGAACAUGACCAAGCUGAUGGAGGACCUCUCAGUCACUCCCUUGUUUGGAAGAAAGGACAACAAACCAACUGCACUCCUGGACCUGGAUGGGAAAGAGAACGCCUUAGCUCAGCGGCGCACUGCCAUCCAGAACACAGGCACCAAGAUCCAGACCAUGAUGAAGGAGAACGCAGCUCUGUUUAGGGCUGACCUGUCCUCGCAGACAUGGAUGGACUAUGUGGCACACAUCGACAAAAUCGUCUUGGACGGGCUCUGCAAACUCGUCCACAAAUCGCUGCAGAUGCUGCUCACCAACAUGGCCCCUGACGCCCAGGUGUCCCCGCUGUUCGAGGUGCACAUGGAGCUCUACGAGGGUCUGGUGCAGUACCGUCCCUCGCUGGAGGUGGGGGCCGGUGACAGCUUCUUGGUGCUGGUGGAGGGGCUGCUCGGGGACAUGGAGGUGGUGGCAGCGUCCAUGCCACGGCUGCUCGAGGGGGCCGUCAGCUACAAGACUGCRCUGGAGCAGCAGGCAGAUCUGGUGAGGAUGCAGGAGAAGCUGAUGUCUCUGGUGGUCACCGCCAUGGGAGAAGGUGAAGAAUUCAGCGCCAGCUUUGAGGAGCACUCCCAUCUGUGGCAGGAGAGCCCCGAGGAGUUCCUGCAGCGCUUCCUSACCCUGGGCAGCGCUGAGGGGAUGGAGGCAGAGCCACAACCUGAGAUGGUCCUGGCACCUGGGAUCCCGUCUCUCCAGCUCUUUCAGCAGGAGAUCGAUGGGCUGGAGGCACUGUAUGAAGAGGUGUUGGGGUUUGCUGAGACCAAGGUGUUUGGCGGGGGGUGGCUGCAGAGUGACUGCCGCCCCUUCAACCAAGCCCUGUCAGGUGAGCACCAUUUGCCUCCCAGCCUCCAGGAGCUGCAGGAUUUCAUCCAGGAGUCCAAUGCUGGCUUGAGUAAACCUCUGGAGGAGGGAGACUAUGAAGGGCUGGUGGCGGUGAUGGGGCACCUGGCAAAGGUCAAGGAGAGGCAGGAGGCGACUGAUAAGAUGUUUGAGCCCUUGAAGGCAACCGUGGAACUGCUCAAGACUUACGGGGACAAGAUGCCAGAGGAGGUGCACCUGCAGCUCCAGAACCUUCCCGAGCGCUGGGAGAACAACAAGAGGCUGUGCCUGCGCGUGGCGGAGAACGCGGCCCCGCUGCAAGCUGCCGAGGCCGAAAUCCUCCGCAAGAAGAGCCAGGAGUUCGAGAGCCGGCAGCAYGCCUUCCGCGAGGCUUUCAAGGAAAAGGCUCCGUUUUCGUACGAGGACCCUGCACCCUACAAGUCACUCAACAGGGUAAGGAAGGGNNNNGCAGUCUUGGAGAAGGACAUGGAAGCCCUGUCCACCUCAGCCACGCUGUUUGAGGUGUCSCUGCCCGAGUACAAACAGCUCAAAGCGUGUCGCAGGGAGCUGCGCCUGCUCAAGGAGCUCUGGGACAUGGUGGACCUGGUGAAGCUGAGCAUCGCCACUUGGAACACAACCARGUGGAGCGAGCUCAACGUUGAGGACAUGGAUAUCGAGUGCAAGAAAUUCGCUAAAGACAUCCGGAGUUUGGACAAGGAGGUGAAGAGCUGGGAUGCGUUCAUAGGGCUGGACAGCAGCAUGAAGAACAUGAUGACAUCGCUGCGCGCCGUGAGCGAGCUGCAGAACCCCGCAAUCAGGGACCGGCACUGGCGGGAGCUCGUGCACACCACCAAGGUGGAAUUCACCAUGUCUGAGAACACCACCCUCGCAGAUCUGCUGCAGCUGAACCUGCACAAGUUUGAGGAGGAGGUUCGCGGCAUUGUGGACAAAGCCACGAAGGAGGCAGGGAUGGAGAAGGUGCUGAAUGCCCUGGACACUACUUGGGCAACGCUGGAGUUUGAGUAUGARCCCCACAGCAGGACCCAGCUCCCGCUGCUCAAGAUGGAUGAGGAGCUCAUUGAGACUCUGGAGGACAACCAAAUGCAGCUGCAGAACGUGUUGGCUUCCAAGUACCGAGCCUUCUUCCUUCAGAGGGGCCAGGAAUGGCAGCAGAAGCUGUCGACCACCGACACUGUUAUCAACACGUGGUUUGAGGUGCAGAGGAAGUGGAGUCAUCUGGAGACAAUUUUCAUAGCAUCUGAAGACACCCGCAGCCAACUGCCAGAGGAGUCCAAGAAAUUUGAUACCAUCGACCAAGAUUUCCGAGCACUGAUGGCUGACGCAGUAAAAACCCCCAAUGUGAUUGAAUGCACCAACAAGCCGGGGCUUACAGCUAGUCUGGACGAUCUGCAGGGCAGGCUGGUGCUCUGUGAGAAGGCCUUAGCWGAAUACCUCGAGACCAAAAGAUUGGCUUUUCCCCGGUUCUACUUUGUCUCCUCUGCGGAUCUACUGGAUAUUUUAUCAAAGGGGACUGAGCCCCUUGAGGUGUCACGGCACCUGACAAAGCUGUUUGACAGUUUGGCCAAGCUGAAGUUCCAGCUGGAUUCGGACAACAAGCCUCAGAAGAUGGCCCAUGGGAUGUUCAGCCGGGACGGGGAGUACGUGCCCUUCGAUGCAGACUGUGACCUGUCYGGCCAGGUGGAGGUUUGGCUGAACCGGCUGCUGGAGCGCAUGCGCUCGACGCUCAGGAACCUCAUGCCACAGGCACUGGGCACCUACGAGGGGAAACCACGGGAAGAGUGGGUGUUUGACUACCCAGCACAGAUCGCUCUGACAUGCACCCAGAUUGCCUGGACCUCAGAAGUUGGGGUAGCCUUCGCCAGCCUGGAGAAAGGUUAUGAAAAUGCCCUGAAGGAUUAUAACAAAAAGCAGAUCGCCCGGCUGAAUGCCCUGAUUUCCCUGCUCCUUGGGAACCUGAGUGCUGGAGACAGAAUGAAGAUCAUGACAAUCUGCACCAUUGAUGUCCAUGCGAGGGACGUUGUGGCCAAAAUGAUCCAAACAAAGGUGGAGAAUUCCCAGGCGUUUGCCUGGCAGUCGCAGCUGCGGCACCGCUGGGAUGAGGGGAUGAAGCACUGCUACGCCAACAUCUGCGACGCGCAGCUCACCUACUCGUAUGAGUACCUGGGGAACACGCCCCGGCUGGUCAUCACCCCCCUGACAGACAGGUGCUACAUCACCCUGACCCAGUCCCUGCACCUCUACAUGGGGGGAGCCCCCGCCGGCCCCGCGGGCACCGGGAAAACCGAGACCACCAAGGACCUGGGCAGGGCCGUGGGCAUCAUGGUCUACGUGUUCAACUGCUCCGAGCAGAUGGACUACAAGUCCUGUGGGAACAUCUACAAAGGCCUUGCCCAGACAGGCGCCUGGGGCUGCUUUGAUGAGUUCAACCGCAUUUUGGUGGAGGUCCUGUCUGUCAUUGCGGUGCAGGUAAAAUGUAUUCAAGAUGCAAUCCGUGCCAAGAAGAAAACAUUCAACUUCCUUGGGGAGACCAUCUCCCUGGUGCCAUCAGUGGGGCUGUUCAUCACCAUGAAUCCCGGGUACGCCGGGCGCACGGAGCUGCCCGAGAACCUGAAAGCUCUGUUCAGACCCUGUGCCAUGGUGGUCCCCGAUUUUGAACUGAUCUGCGAAAUCAUGCUUGUGGCAGAGGGAUUUCUUGAAGCCAGGCUCCUGGCAAGAAAGUUCAUCACUCUCUACACGCUCUGCAAAGAGCUGCUGUCAAAACAGGCAGCUCUGUGCCAGAGGCUGCCCCUGGAUCAGCAGCUCAGCAGCUCCAUCCCCUCCCCACAGGUGCUGAAGUCGCUCAACAAGACGUACCAAAUGCUGAAGAGGAGGCCGGUCACCGUGGACCUCGACCCCAAAGCCGUGACCUGUGAUGAGCUGUUUGGGGUCAUUCACCCGGCCACACGGGAGUGGAAGGAUGGUCUGUUCUCCACAGCAAUGCGUGACCUGGCCAACAUCACCCAUGAUGGGCCCAAAUGGAUCAUCCUGGAUGGAGACAUUGAUCCCAUGUGGAUCGAGUCCCUCAACACAGUCAUGGAUGACAAUAAGGUUCUCACCUUGGCCAGCAACGAGCGCAUCCCCCUCACUCCCACCAUGCGGCUCAUCUUCGAGAUCAGCCACCUGCGGACAGCCACGCCAGCCACCGUGUCCCGGGCUGGAAUCCUCUACAUCAACCCCACUGACCUGGGCUGGAACCCCAUUGUGACCAGCUGGAUUGAGACAAGGACAGUGCAGUCUGAGAAGGCUGCUCUGAUGAUCCUCUUUGACAAGUACCUGCCGCCGUGCCUGGAGAAGCUCAAGUCUGGGUUCAAGACAAUCACCCCUGUUCCUGAGAUCACAUCCAUACAAACAGUUUUGUCGCUGUUAGAAUGUCUGCUGACACCAAAGGCUGUCCCACCAGACUCACCUCGGGAGCAAUAUGAACUGUACUUUGUCUUUGCCUGUGCCUGGGCCUUCGGUGGGGCUUUGUUCCAGGACCAGCUGGUGGAUUACCGCCAGCAGUUCAGCAAGUGGUGGAUCACAGAAUUUAAAACCAUCAAGUUUCCUAGUCAGGGGACAAUUUUUGACUACUACAUUGAUCCAGAAACKAAGAAAUUCAAUCCCUGGGAUGAAAGAGUGCCAGAGUUCGAGCUCGACCCUGAAGUCCCCUUGCAGGCUGCCGUGGUGCACACCACAGAGACCAUUCGGCUCCGCUAUUUCCUGGACCUGCUGAUGGAGAAGCGGCAGCCGGUGAUGCUGGUGGGGAACGCAGGGACGGGCAAGUCUGUCCUGAUGUGGGACAAGCUGGAAGCACUCGGCUCWGAAGAAUUUCUGGUGCAGUCUGUGCCCCUCAACUUCUACACCACAUCAGCCAUGCUGCAGGCUGUCCUUGAGAAACCCCUGGAGAAGAAAUCAGGGAGAGUUUAUGGCCCACCCGGCACUAAAAGGUUGAUCUACUUCAUCGAUGACAUGAACAUGCCAGAGGUGGACAAGUACGGCACYGUGGCACCGCACACGCUCAUCCGGCAGCACCUGGACCAUGGGCACUGGUACGACAGGAACAAGCUGACCCUGAAGGACAUUCGCAACUGCCAGUACGUGGCCUGCAUGAACCCGACCGCAGGCUCCUUCACCAUCGACUCACGGCUGCAGCGCCACUUCUGCGUGCUCGCCGUGAGCUUUCCCAGCCGGGAGGCUCUGCACAACGUGUACGGCACCAUCCUGGAGCAGCACCUGGCCCGCCAGAACGUGCCCGCCCCUGUCCUGAAGAUGCAGUCCCAUCUGGUGGCAGCAGCGCUGGCCCUGCAUCAGAAGGUGGCUUCCAACUAUCUGCCAACAGCCAUCAAAUUCCACUACAUCUUCAACCUGCGGGACCUCUCCAACAUAUUCCAGGGGCUGCUCUUCUCCACCCCCGACUGCCUGAAAACCCCCGUGGAUUUGCUGCGUCUGUGGCUCCAUGAAGCAGAGCGGGUGUAUGGAGACAAGCUUGUGGAUGAACAGGACCAGASCACCUUCAGCAAGCUGCUGGUGGACACCUGCAAAGCCUCCUUCCAGGAGCUCAACGAAGAGGCGGUGUUUGCCAAGCCCAACAUCUACUGCCACUUCGCCCAGGGCAUGGAUGAGUCCAAGUACMUGCCCGUGCACAGCUGGGCAGCUCUGAGUAACCUGCUGGCAGAAGCUCUGGACAGCUACAACGAGGUGAACGCAGCCAUGAACCUGGUGCUCUUUGAAGAUGCAGUGUCUCACAUCUGCAGAAUUAGCCGGAUUUUGGAGUCUCCCCGGGGCAAUGCUCUGCUGGUGGGAGUGGGAGGCAGCGGAAAGCAGAGCCUGGCACGGCUGGCAGCUCACAUCAGCACCCUGAGCGUCUUCCAGAUCACCCUGAGGAAAGGCUACAGCACUGCAGACCUGAAGCUGGACCUCGCCACCCAGUACCUGAAGGCAGCUGUGAAGAACAUUCCCUCYGUGUUCCUGAUGACAGACUCGCAGGUGUCUGAAGAAUCAUUCCUCGUUCUGAUCAAUGAUUUCUUGGCRUCCGGAGAGGUGCCAGGCCUCUUUCAGGAUGCUGACCUGGAUACCAUCAUGAGUGCCAUGAGGCCUCAAGUGAAGUCCCUUGGAUUGGAAGAUACAAAGGAAAACUGCUGGAAAUUAUUUAUAGAAAAAGUCAGGCGCCAGUUAAAGGUCGUGCUCUGCUUCUCCCCCGUGGGCUCCACGCUGCGUGUGAGGGCCAGGAGGUUCCCUGCUGUGGUCAACUGCACGGCCAUCGACUGGUUCCACGAGUGGCCCGAGGAUGCUCUGGUGUCUGUCAGCAGCAGGUUCCUGGAGGAAACGCCAGACAUCGAGCCCGACGUCAAGGUCUCCAUCAGCCAGUUCAUGUCCUUCGUCCACACGAGCUCAAAGGAGAUGUCCAAGACCUACCUGGCYGUGGAGAGACGCUAUAAUUACACCACGCCAAAGACCUUCCUGGAGCAGAUAAAGCUGUACCAAAAUCUGCUGGCCAGUAAAAGGAGCAAGCUGACAGCCAACAUCGAGAGACUGGAGAAGGGGCUGCUGAAGCUGCAGAGCACAGCAUCACAGGUGGAUGACCUGAAAGCCAUGCUGGCAGUCCAGGAGAUAGAGCUGAAGCAAAAGAAUGAGGACACAGACAAACUGAUCCACGUGGUGGGUGUUGAGACAGAGAAGGUCAGCAAGGAGAAAGCCAUUGCUGAUGAGGAGGAGCUGAAGGUCGAGGCCAUCAACAAGAUGGUGGCUGAGAAGCAGCGAGCCUGUGCCAGUGAUCUGGCAGAAGCAGAGGUGGUGCUCUCCGCUGCCCGUGAGGCUCUCGACACGCUCAACAAGUACAACCUGACAGAGCUGAAGUCCUUUGGGUCCCCACCACCAGAGGUGGUGAAUGUGAUGGCAGCUGUGUUGAUCCUGACGGCUGAAAAAGGCAAGAUUCCAAAGGACAAGAGCUGGACGGCAGCAAAAGUCAAGAUAGGAAAAGCAGACACUUUCCUUGCAGCCUUAAAACAAUUUGAUGGGGAGAACAUCCCUGAGCCCUGUCUCAAGGCRUUUGAGCCAUAUCGGACAGAUCCCAACUUUGAUCCAGAGUUCAUCAAGUCCAAGUCAACGGCCGCGGCYGGGCUGUGCUCCUGGUGCCUCAACAUGGUCCGAUUCUACGAGGUGCACUGCAUAGUGAAGCCCAAGAGACAGGCAGUGGCUGACGCUGAUGCUGAGCUGGCAGAGGCACAGCAGAGACUCAGUCGUAUCAAGAACAAAAUUGCUACCCUGAACGCAAAUCUGGCGACUCUGACUGCUCAGUUUGAGAAAGCCACAGCAGAAAAGAUCAAAUGCCAGCAGGAGGCUGAUGAAACCAACAAAGUCAUCAACCUGGCAAACAGGCUSGUCGGGGGCCUGGCAUCCGAAAACGUCCGCUGGGCUGAGUCCGUGGAGGACCUCAGGGAGCAGGAGAAGACGCUGUGUGGGGAYGUGCUGCUGGUCUCUGCCUUCGUGUCCUACAUCGGGUACUUCACCAAGAAGUACAGGGCUGAGCUGCUGGAGCAGCACUGGCUCCCCUUCCUCAAAGGGCAGACGGUGCCCAUCCCCAUCACCCCAGACCUGGACCCGCUCAGCCUCCUGACGGACUCGGCCGAYGUGGCUGCCUGGAACAACCAGGGGCUGCCCAGCGACCGCACCUCGACCGAGAACGCGGCCAUCCUGUGCAGCACCCAGCGCUGGCCGCUGCUCGUGGAUGCACAGCUCCAGGGCAGCAAGUGGAUCAAGAACAAAUACGGGGAGGACCUCAGGAUCGUCCGCCUGGGCCAGAAAAGAUACCUGGACACCAUCGCACAGGCCGUCUCUGAAGGACAGACACUCCUGAUCGAGGACAUYGGUGAGACAGUGGAGCCGGUGCUGGACCCGCUGCUGGGCAGGACCACAGCCAAGGGCAGGUACAUUAGAAUUGGAGAUAAAGAAGUAGAGUACCACCAGCGGUUCCGCCUGAUCCUGCACACCCGAUGUUUCAACCCGCACUACAAACCAGAGGUGCAGGCUCAGUGCACUCUCAUCAACUUCCUGGUGACACGGGAGGGCCUGGAGGACCAGCUCCUGGCUGCUGUGGUGGCCCGGGAGCGACCAGACCUGGAGACCCUGAAGGCAAACCUGACCAAGAGCCAGAACGAGUUCAAGAUCAAGCUGAAGGAGCUGGAGGACUCCCUGCUCGCCCGGCUGUCGGCUGCUGGGGGAGAUUUCCUGCGGGACACAGCCCUGGUGGAGAACCUGGAGAUCACCAAGCGCACAGCCAAGGAAAUUGAGGAAAAAGUAAAGGAAGCCAAAGUCACUGAAGUACAAAUAAACGUUGCCAGAGAGCACUACCGGCCAGCAGCAGAGCGUGCAUCCCUACUGUACUUCAUCCUGAGCGACCUCGGCAAGAUCAACCCCAUCUACCAGUUCUCUCUCAAGGCCUUCAACGGGGUCUUYGAGAAAGCCAUCGAACGUGCAACACCCAGCGACGACACCCAGAAAAGGGUGAUCAACCUGACRGACCAGAUCACCUACUCAGUCUACAUGUACACUGCACAGGGCCUCUUUGAGAGAGACAAACUCAUCUUCCUGGCUCAGGUUGCCUUCCAGGUCCUGGCCAUCAAGAAAGAAGUGAACCCAGCCGAGCUGGACUUUCUCCUGCGCUUGCCUUCCAAGGCCGGGGUCACGUCCCCUGUGGAUUUYCUGCAGAACCAGGGCUGGGGGGCUGUCAAGGCACUUUCAGAAAUGGAAGAAUUCAAGAACCUGGAGAGCGACAUCGAGGGCUCAGCAAAGCGAUGGAAAAGGUUUGUGGAGAUGGAGGCGCCGGAGAAUGAGGUGUUYCCCAUGGACUGGAAGAACAAGUCAGCCCUGCAGAAGUUGUGUGUUCUGCGGUGCCUGCGCCCUGACAGGAUGACCUAUGCCAUCAGGAAAUUUGUGGAAGAGAAGAUGGGCAGGAAGUACGUGGAAGGAAGGAGCAUUGAUCUGGCUGAGGUGUACAAGGAGAGCAGCCCCUCCACGCCCCUGUUCUUCAUUCUCUCCCCCGGUGUGGACCCGCUGAAGGACGUGGAGGCUCUGGGCACCAGGCUGAAUUUCACCAUCGACAACGGCAAGAUCCACAACGUAUCCCUGGGGCAAGGCCAGGAGGUGGUGGCAGAGCAGGCCAUGGAGGUGGCAGCUGCAGAGGGCCACUGGGUCAUCCUGCAGAACAUUCACCUGGUGGCACGGUGGCUGGACUCRCUGGAGAAGCUGGUGGAGCAACACAGCCAGGGCAGCCACCCUGAGUACCGACUGUUCAUGAGCGCCGAGCCRGCCCCCACCCCCGAGUCACACAUCAUCCCCCAGGGACUGCUGGACAACUCCAUCAAGAUCACCAGCGAGCCACCCACAGGCAUGUGUGCCAACCUSCACGGAGCCCUCGACCUCUUCUCCCAGGAAACGCUGGAGCAGUGCAGCAAAGACACCGAGUUCAGGUGCAUUUUGUUUGCCCUUUGCUACUUCCACGCAGCGGUGGCCGAGCGGCGCAGGUUCGGCACUCAGGGCUGGAACAGAUCAUACCCCUUCAACAACGGCGACCUGACCGUCUCUGUUAACGUCCUGCAAAACUACCUGGAGGCCAACCCCAAGGUGCCAUGGGAUGAUCUCCGGUACCUCUUUGGUGAGAUCAUGUAUGGGGGACACAUCACGGACGAUUGGGACCGCCGGCUGUGCCGCACAUACCUGAGCGAGUACGUGCGGGCCGAGAUGCUCGAUGGGGAGGUGGCCUUGGCUCCGGGCUUUAUGAUCCCUCCCCGCWUGGAUUACCAGGCCUACCACGAGUACAUCGAUGACAACCUGCCAGGUGAGAGUCCCCACCUGUACGGGCUGCACCCCAAUGCAGAGAUGGGAUUCCUGACCGUCACCUCRGAGAGGCUCUUCCGCACGGUGCUGGAACUGCAGCCCAAGGAAUCCGAGGCUGCUGGGGGCACAGGUACCUCCCGAGAGGAACAGGUGAAGACAGUCCUGGAUGAAAUCCUUGGGCAGCUGCCGGAGGCAUUCAACAUGGAGGAGUUGAUGGCAAAGGCAAAGGAAAAAACCCCGUACACUGUUGUAGCCCUGCAGGAAUGUGAAAGGAUGAACAUCCUGACCCAUGAGAUCAGGCGCUCGCUGAAGGAGCUGGACCUGGGACUGCAGGGAGAGCUGACGAUUACAUCCGAGAUGGAAGACCUGUCAAACGCUCUCUUCUAUGACAGUGUUCCAGAAUCUUGGACACGUUAUGCCUAUCCCUCUCUCCUCAGCUUGGCAACCUGGUAUGCAGACCUGCUCCUGCGGAUCAGGGAGCUGGAAGUCUGGACAACAGAUUUUGUGCUGCCUGCAGCAGUGUGGCUGGCAGGAUUCUUCAACCCCCAAUCCUUCCUCACAGCCAUCAUGCAGUCCACAGCUAGGAAAAAGCAGUGGCCACUGGACAAGAUGUGUCUGGCAGUGGAGGUGACCAAGAAAACCCGCGAGGAGAUAACAUUUCCCCCUCGAGAAGGCUCCUAUGUGCAUGGGCUGUACAUGGAAGGUGCCCGCUGGGACAUCCCCUCCGGCUCCAUCGCCGACGCGCGGAUGAAGGAGCUGACGCCCGAGAUGCCGGUGAUCCUGCUCAGAGCCAUCCCYGUGGACCGCAUGGACACCAUCAACAUCUACGAGUGUCCCGUCUACAAGACACGGACGCGGGGGCCCACCUACGUCUGGACCUUCAACCUGAAGACAAAAGAAAAAGCUGCCAAGUGGGUCCUGGCUGGUGUGGCUCUCCUCCUGGAGACCUAGAGUUCAGUGACAAAGGAAAAGAGCRAGGCAAAAAAACUUGCAAAAACCUCUAUGUUUGAUUGUACCAGAACCAUUUUAGAACAUUUCAAUAAAAGCAGAGUUGGAAGUGCUGCUGUGUGCAGGCUGCUCUUGCAGCACGUGGGCUUCUCAGGGCGGAUACUGGUUUUCCACUGGUGGUUUCUGACGUGGYGCUGGUGGGGAGCCAGACCACCGUGGGAAGCCAGACAGAAAAACUGCAUGCAAGUGCCGACUCCUUUCCCUCUCCUGGCUCUCCACGUUCCCACAGCUCUUUGURUGAUGGCUCAGAGCAAACUGAGCACAAACACCUCAUGCUCCUGCAUGGAGCACGUGUCUGGCUGGAGCAGAUGGGACAAGAAUGUGCAGGUUUGGUCCAGUUCACCCACACCAAACCUGCACAGCCCAGAGAAGGUCCAGCUGCAAACAGGUCCCUCUCUGAAAUA
Messenger RNA from Malurus melanocephalus (red-backed fairy wren), 13496 nucleotides. RefSeq names its product dynein axonemal heavy chain 17 (gene DNAH17). The record is from RefSeq and is a predicted model, not a curated record. The transcript is spliced from 78 exons. Lineage: Eukaryota; Metazoa; Chordata; Aves; Passeriformes; Maluridae. Gene Ontology annotation, cellular component: dynein complex. The coding region runs from base 34 to 13035 and encodes 4333 amino acids. Gene Ontology annotation, molecular function: dynein intermediate chain binding; ATP binding; dynein light intermediate chain binding. Gene Ontology annotation, biological process: microtubule-based movement.